Paramecium sonneborni is the source of this 189-nucleotide messenger RNA. The record is from the annotation of a GenBank genome assembly. NCBI's taxonomy places the organism in Eukaryota, Ciliophora, Oligohymenophorea, Peniculida, Parameciidae.
AUGUUUAUAAAGGAUGUGAUAAUUGCCAUGAAAUAAAAAUAAAGAAUUAUUAAGAAUCUAAUGGACAAGUUUUGUGAUGCAAUUUCAAAUUCUUUUUCAACACGUUUUUAUUUUUUUACUAUUUACUAGUAUUUUUGUUUCAAAAUAUCUCUUUAUUAUAAUGAUAGUAACAUUGAUUUAGAAUUCUGA